AGUGCAAGGAAGGGCAGUCUCCUGAGCAGAAGUGCACCUAGGCGCCAGUUGGUAUAAAGUUAGUAAAUGUGAGGCCUCGCCCGAUGCCUGGGUUGUGGGCUUUGUUUCUCAGCCCUCCAUAAAUCAUCCUGCUGAAGAAGACCCGUAAAUCUGGCUCUUUUCAGGAAUUUGCAAACAGGGCAUUUUAAAGAUAAAUGAAAAUAAAAUGGAAACCACUUCCCUGCGGCGGAAAUUUCCAGAAUGGAUGUCAACGCAGAAUAAAAGCUGUGCCACACAAGAAAAGGCAAGCAUUCGGAAGAGUGUUCUUGAAGACGACCUCCCAUUCUUAGAAUUUACUGGGUCUGUUGUUUAUAGUUAUGAGGCCAGUGAUUGCUCUUUCCUGUCUGAAGACAUUAGCAUGCGUCUGUCUGACGGAGAUGUGGUAGGAUUUGACAUGGAAUGGCCACCCAUAUACAAGCAAGGGAAACAAAGCAGAGUUGCAGUGAUCCAGCUGUGCGUGUCUGAGAGCAAAUGUUACUUGUUUCACAUUUCUUCUAUGUCAGUUUUCCCCCAGGGGUUAAAAAUGUUACUAGAAAACAAAUCGAUUAGGAAGGCAGGCGUGGGCAUUGAAGGGGACCAGUGGAAACUUCUGCGUGACUUUGAUGUCAAGUUGGAGAGUUUUGUGGAGUUGUCAGAUGUCGCCAACAGAAAGCUCAAGUGCGCGGAGACCUGGAGCCUCAAUGGUCUGGUUAAACAUGUCUUAGGAAAACAGCUUUUGAAAGACAAGUCCAUCCGCUGUAGCAAUUGGAGUGAUUUCCCCCUCUCUGAGGACCAGAAACUGUAUGCAGCCACUGAUGCUUACGCUGGUCUCAUCAUCUAUCAAAAAUUAGAAAAUAUGGGUGAUACCGUGCAAGUGUUUGCUCUAAAUAAAGCAGAGGAAAACCUACCUAUGGAGAUGAAGAAACAGUUGAAUUCAAUCUCCGAAGAAAUGAGGGACCUUGCCAAUCAUUUUCCUGUCACUUGCAGAAAUUUGGAAACUCUACAGAGGGUCCCUAUGAUAUUGGAGAACAUUUCAGAAAAUCUGUGUUCAUUGAGAAAGGUGAUCUGUGCGUCUACAGACACUGAGACUAAACCGGAGCCAGGCGGUGGGUCUCAUUUUCUGUCAUCCGAGGGUUCAGCUGCUGUCGGAGAGAGAGAGAAACAAAUGGGAGAACACAGGACUUUUCCUAAAAUUAAAGAAGAAGCAUGGGACCCAGAACUUGACAGUUUAGUGAAGCAUGAGGCGGUCGAUAUUUUCAGAAAUCAAGUGAAGCAAGAAAAAGGUGGAUUUGAGGAUGAAAUGGAAGACAAUCUGUUGAGAGAAGUUAUGGAAAGAACUUGUAUUUCAGAAUAUGAACUCCAAGAUUUGGAACAGCAAGCCAAAGAAGAAAAACAUAAUGCUAUUUCUCACCAGUUUUCUGAGCACUUAUCUCCCGAUGAUGAUGAAAAAGACUCCUCUUAUAUAAUUGAAAGUGAUGAAGACUUAGAAAUGGAGAUGCUGAAGUCUUUAGAAAAUCUAAACAGCGACGUGGGGGAGCCCACUCAUUCCAAAUGGCUGGAAACGGGAGGCAGUGUGACUCUUCCUCCCGAGGAGGAAGAUGGAGACGGAAAGGAAGCCUUCGAAGAGGAGCAGGAAGAAGAGGACCAUCUAUUGCCAGAACCCAGUGCAAAGCAAAUUAAUUGCCUCAAGACUUAUUUCGGCCACUGCAGUUUUAAACCGGUCCAGUGGAAAGUCAUCCAUUCAGUAUUAGAAGAAAGAAGAGAUAAUGUUGUCGUCAUGGCAACUGGAUACGGGAAGAGUCUGUGCUUCCAGUAUCCGCCGGUUUAUACAGGCAAGAUUGGCAUUGUCAUUUCGCCCCUUAUUUCCUUAAUGGAAGACCAAGUCCUCCAGCUUGAAAUGUCCAACGUUCCAGCCUGUUUACUUGGAUCAGCACAACCAAAAAAUAUUCUAGGAGAUAUUAAAUUAGGCAGAUAUAGGAUCAUCUACAUAACUCCAGAGUUCUGUUCUGGUAACUUGGACCUACUCCAGCAACUUGACUCUAAUAUUGGUAUCACACUCAUUGCUGUGGAUGAGGCUCACUGCAUUUCUGAGUGGGGUCACGACUUUAGAAGUUCAUUCAGGACUCUGGGCUCUCUGAAGACAGCACUCCCACUGGUUCCAGUCAUUGCCCUCUCUGCUACUGCGAGCUCUUCCAUCCGGGAAGACAUUAUACGGUGCUUGAACUUGAAAGACCCUCACAUCACCUGCACUGGGUUUGACCGACCCAAUCUCUACUUAGAAGUUGAACGAAAAACAGGGAACAUACUUCAGGAUCUAAAGCCAUUUCUCGUCCGAAAGACAAGUUCUGCCUGGGAAUUCGAAGGUCCAACCAUCAUCUAUUGUCCUUCAAGAAAAAUGACAGAACAAGUUACUGUUGAACUUGGGAAACUGAAUGUAGCCUGCCAGGCGUACCACGCCGGCAUGAAAAUUAGCGAAAGGAAGGACAUUCAUCAUAGGUUCCUGAGAGAUGAAAUCCAGUGUGUUGUAGCUACUAUAGCCUUUGGAAUGGGCAUUAAUAAAGCCGACAUUCGCAAAGUUAUUCACUACGGCGCUCCCAAGGAAAUGGAGUCCUAUUACCAGGAAAUCGGAAGAGCUGGCCGUGAUGGACUUCAGAGUUCCUGUCACUUGCUCUGGGCUCCAGCAGACUUUAACACAACUAGGAAUCGCCUUAUUGAGAUCCACAAUGAAAAGUUCCGGUUACAUAAAUUAAAGAUGAUGGUAAAGAUGGAGAAAUACCUUCAUUCCAGUCGAUGUAGGCGACAAAUCAUCUUGUCCCAUUUUGAGGACAAACGACUACAGAAGGCCUCCUUGGCCAUUAUGGGAACUGAAAAAUGCUGUGAUAAUUGCAGGCCCAGACUGAAUCAUUGCUCUUCUGCUAACAACUCAGAGGAUACAGCCCAAGACUUUGGGCCACAAGCAUUCCAGCUACUAUCUGCCGUGGACAUCCUGCAGGAGAAAUUUGGAAUUAAGAUCCCGAUUUUAUUUCUCCGAGGAUCUAAUUCUCAGCGUCUUCCUGAGAAAUAUCACAAUCACAGGCUUUUUGGUGCUGGCAAGGAGCAAGCAGAGAGUUGGUGGAAGGCCCUUUCUCACCAUCUCAUAGCUGAAGGAUUCUUGGUAGAGGUUCCCAGGCAAAACAAAUUUAUAAAGACUUGUUCCCUCACAAAAAAGGGUAGGAAGUGGCUUGGUGAAGCCAGUUUGCAGUCUCCUCCCAGCCUUGUCCUUCAAGCUAACGAAGAGGCAUUUUCAAGGAAGAAGGCUUUGCUAUCCAGUUCUAAUCCCGUAUCUUCAGAAACGAAGCAACACGCCUCUAACCAAAAGCCAACUGGGUCAAGUACACAGCAGUCUAAUUUGGAGGGAGCGUAUUCUGACAAAGUGCCUGAGAAAUUUUCUUCUGGGAGUAACAUUCCUAAAAAAAGCGUCGUGAUGCAGUCAGCGGGAACAUCGUACAGCUCCUCGGAACCUGUCAUUUCGGCCCAAGAGGUCGACACCCGGACUGUGCUGUAUGCCAGGUUGGUGGAAGCACGGCAGAAGCACGCUAAUGAGAUGGAUGUACCUCCAGCCGUGCUAGCAACCAACAAGGUUCUGCUGGACAUGGCCAAGAUGAGACCGACUACGGUUGAAAACGUGAAACGGAUUGACGGUGUCUCUGAAGGCAAAGCUGCUCUGUUGGCCCCUCUGACGGAAGUCAUCAAACAUUUCUGUCAAGUAAAUAGUGUUCAGACAGACCUCUUCGCCAGUACCAAACCUCAGGAGGACGAGGAGAAACGUCAGGAGAUGGAGAACAAAGACUGCUCACUCCCCCAGUCUGCGGCCGUCACAUACGCUCUAUUCCAGGAAAAGAAAAUGUCCUUACACAGCAUAGCUGAGAAUAGGCUUCUGCCUCUCACAGCGGUCGGCAUGCACUUAGCCCAGGCGGUGAAAGCCGGCCACCCCCUGGAUAUGGAGCGAGCUGGCCUGACCCCAGAGACUCGGAAGAUUAUUAUGGAUGUUAUCCGAAACCCUCCCAUCAACUCAGACAUGUAUAAAGUUAAACUCAUCAGAAUGUUGGUUCCUGAAAACAUUGACACAUACCUCAUCCACAUGAUGAUUGAGAUCCUAGAGAGCGGGUCCCACGGCAGGACCCAGCCUCCCUGUGAUUCCAGCAGGAAGAGGUGUCUCCCCAGCCCCGCAGAGAGUUGCGGCAGCUUUAAGAAGAGCAAGGAGAUGGUCACUGAGACCAAGGCACCAUCUGAGAUGUCCCAGAGAAAAUUACCUGAAUGGUUUGUCAAAGGAAAUGUGCCCUUGGCUGCUACUGGCAGCUCAUCAGUGGCCAAGACAAAAAAGAAAGGUCUUUUCAGUUAAGAUGGCAGCUACCAAACAGUGUGUGUGCCACAAUAUCAUUCCUAUAAAGAACGAAAAACAAGUAUUUUACCUUCCAAAUGACUUAAAGUCCAAAGUGAAACUCACCGAAACGUUGGACCGCUGGCGUCUUUAAUCGGCCGUCUGCAGUGGAGAUAACGUAUCCGGACCUUCUAAGACCCUGAGUGCAGUAUAGAGUGUGAAGUCGGUCUCCUUUCAGGUUGCUUCCCGAGCCACCGUCAUGCUGCAGUCUCUCCCUUCUUGUAACAGUGCCCAUGGGAAAGGGAGGAUGUGUCACUUUGACACCCAUAACAGAUUAGUAGUUGCAUAGUGACAGAUAUGAAGACGUCUUCAAUUGACAAGAUGGCGUCCUGUGAAUUUAAGACAGCAGAUUCGUUUUACACAUGGUCUUUGCUUUCUCACGCAGACGCGUGUACGUUCACUGUCAGGCAAUCUCAGUGCACCGGCCCAGUCAGUGACACAUCAGCUUCCAUUUAAAUGGGAGAAACUGUGGAAAGGAUUCCAGUUAUAGAGACAACUGAAUGCUGUGCAUUUUCUACAGAAUUUUUAUUAUUUCUCCAGUAAAAGUGUCUUCUGUACUGAGCAUUAAAUAUACUUAAUUUUCAUUUACUUAAUUAUUGUAAGUGCCUUCAAUAUUUGGAGAUGCCAAAUGUCUUAUGUUUCACACAGAAUUAAAAAAGUGAAAAUUCAACUCUGUUCUUGGUAAACUAUUGUUAUAUAAAUUUAAGCAGUUUACCAUAUAGCUUAUAAAUACAUUCUAAGCCUUGGAUUGACUUUUUUGUAAAUAGAAAUAGACUGUUAUUAAUACAGAAAAAAAUACACCUGAAUUCGGAGUAGCUUAAAAAAAAGUCACUCAGGAUUCCAUCAGGAAAUAAUGAAAGCCAUCUUUUGUAAUCGGUCUGACUUUCUGUUAUUCCUUUUCUCAAUUUGAAUCUUAUCGUAAGACAUUCAAACUAUACUUACAACAUAAGAACUCCCACGUUCUCGUUUUUCCGCUGUUACCAGAAGGUAGCUUUAGGUUUGUCACACAUAAUCUCCAGAAAUCUUCUAUUUCUCUGUGCCUUAAAAUGUGUCCCGACAAUCCAUGAGGUGGUCUCGUCUAUGGCAAAGCGUCGGCUGCUUAGAGUGCUUGAGGAUCAUGCUAUGGUGGUCAUCUGCAGGAAAACAUCUGCUUCAUUAUCUGAGUUAUGAGUUGAGUCAGGUGGUUUUUUUUCCUCAUGGAAUUGAAAAGCAAAACGUGGUGGCAACAGUUAUGCUCCUUUUUCAGACCUGGUUAUUUGGCAGACAUUUUCUCAGGAUUGAGUGCCAUUAGCCUAUUGCUUUAAGGAAAACGACAUACCAAUAGUUAUUGCCAGUAACAAAAUUGAAAUUUCUACUAAAACUUACAGUUCCUGUGAAUGUGUGUCCUUCACUGGGAACCUGGACAGCCGUACUUGACCUGAGGACUUUUCUAAUGAGAGAACUAAGACAUGAGAUAAUGUAGUAUGUAUAGUAAUGUGGUCAAGAAGGAAGAGUUGAUGGCUGUCCUUUCAGAUUACACACUGAAAAUAAUCAUUAAGGAAGAGCCACUGUUUUCGUUUCAAAGAUUCAAAGUUUCAAAGAUUCUCUACCAUUAUUUGAAAAGCUAUUUUCAAAUAGCUUUUCCUAACAUCACAGACACACACACACACACACACACACACACACACACACACACACACAGACUGAAUACAGUAGACUGGACUCCUAAACUCAUCUACACAAUGAGAACAUUUACAGAAAUGAAAUGGGACCAUCCUUGUCAAAUUUUUAAGGAAAAUGUGAUUUUUAAAUGAACAACAUUUGUGCUAAAGUGUAAAUGGUUUACUACAGCUGUUUUUAAAUGAAUCAAUACAUUUUUGGAAAAAGUCUCAGGUGUGAUUAUGUAUCUGCAUAACUGCACAUAUAACCACAGACCGGAGAGUAGAAAGCAACCGUGUGACAUUGAAGGAGUUGGGGAGGGGACCCGAAUGACAUGGAUGCUAAGAAGGGAGGGGGCAGGGAGCGGGAUGCAAAGUGAAUAUGUAAAGAAAAUAAAAUUAAAUAAAAUAAUAAAAAA
This is a messenger RNA of Rattus rattus (black rat), 6494 nucleotides long. RefSeq names its product WRN RecQ like helicase (gene Wrn). Gene Ontology annotation, molecular function: nucleic acid binding; 3'-5' DNA helicase activity; ATP binding. Bases 206 to 4399 code for a protein of 1397 amino acids. Gene Ontology annotation, cellular component: cytoplasm; nucleus; nucleoplasm. The transcript has 34 exons. Gene Ontology annotation, biological process: DNA replication; double-strand break repair via homologous recombination; telomere maintenance. NCBI's taxonomy places the organism in Eukaryota, Metazoa, Chordata, Mammalia, Rodentia, Muridae. The record is from RefSeq and is a predicted model, not a curated record.